UUCCGGCUGGUGUGGAGUUGCUCUGAUCACAGGCAGACUGCUAAUGUGCUGACAGAAGGACAGAGAGCUGAAAAGGUUGUUAAAGCUCAGACACACACUGGCCUCAGAGACAACUUGGCAAACUUGAUUUUAGAAUUAGAAUAUUAAUGUAUGACAUGUUGGCUCUCUGUUCCAAGACAGUUAGGCUACACUCUAGUUAGAAUACAAAUGAGAAUGUUGUUGUCGUGAUUGGUGUUUGGUGCAAACAUAGAAGCUAGUUUGGCAGCCACUGUACUGUAUACUGUCUCUAUAGGCCUACUGUGCUCUGUCGAACACUAGUUUGCUGCUACCACUGCUCAAUACUUCUGUCUCAUACUGUAUCUCCAUUUGUUCAGAGAGUAGUUCUCUGUGUUGACCACUGUUGACUGUGUUCUCCCCACCGACUAACCGUCCACAGAGGCACAAGGUGUCCGGAGGUCUUUCACUAGGAAGACUAAUUACAUUUAAGUCAAUGCUUUAGGUUUUACUUGACCUUCUACUGAUAAGGACGUAUGCUGUGUACCACUGUGUGUGUUCUCACACUACACCGUACCUACGGUGCCUCGUUAGGCACUCUCUGUCUCCCUAUGCUGGACUGCUGCCAGGCAAUACCAAGUACGAAGACGCGGUAUUAUUCACAUGCGUGCCGAAUACUUUCUUUGGAGUUUUAGUUGAGGAGUUUGUCAGGUGUGACUUGGGGAAAGAUAGAGCAGGGGAGAGGACGGGUUUCUCUCAUGACUCUUCCUGAUUAGGGUUAUUCCUUGUUGUCUUGGAUUGCUGUCUUUUGGGGGCUUUGGGUUGCAUGGUUUAAACCUCCACAGUAGACAGGGACAAUGAACCUUUGACACAGUGCUUUAUCUAUGAAUAUGUUUCCUGCGUUCUAUUGUCUAAUCUGUACUGUGUCGAAGACUACUGGGGUCAUGUCGGAUCAGUGAACCACUGUCCAGUGUCUAUAUGUAGAUGGCAGAAUGUGUAUUACUAGUCGCCACGGUUUGGACAAAGUGCAUCGAAAUAGAACGUUUGAUGGCUCAACUUACUUGCACCCCUUUUAGUGCACAUCACACUUGUUUCCGCACACCUGUGCCCUCUUGGCUCAGUAACAGAUCAUCGUUGUCUCAUUCCUCUCCAUUGACUAGUGACGCAACAUGAUUGUGCACAAUGAGGUUUUUACACACUUCUCUGAAGCUGAUAUGCCUCUACUGCCCUCAUGUGGCAGAUGAGAGAAAUUACGGUGUUAACCCCAUGAUUUUCACAUGUUGCUGUGUAGACUAGAAAGACCUGUAAGCGAGCUGACCACGCACAGUGGCACCAGGGAAGAGAAAGGACAUGAAUGUAUCAUCUCGUUAUUAACCAGUAUUUCUUUCAGGACACCAGUGCUUGCCGGAUAUUUGUGGGUCCUUGAGUUUCACAGAAAUAUAAGACAUACACUGUAGGUCUCACUGCACCCUUACCUCUCUCUAGGAUCCUCGCCCACCCCCUUGCCUACCUUUACCCUCUGGGUACCCCACCAGUCAAUGUGCUCUGACCUCUGACCUUUAUAACCUUCUGACCCUUACCGAUCUCUCCUCUCCUCCCUCUCACCCCAACCUGUGAGGACCCCUGAGCAUAGCUGUCCUCCAUUGUGCCUGUGUAGAGUUCCCCGGCUGAUCUUAUUUCAUGUUUGGUACGAGGAAGAGGAGGAAGGUGAGAUUAAGGGCACCAUUGUGUUCUGCCUGCAGGCUGAACACGCAGGAACACGCACGUACUACUUCGGCGCUGAGACUGCCGAGGAACAGGAGGAGUGGAUCGACGCUAUGAACGAGGCUGCACACGUCCAGAUACCGCCUGCACAGAGGUCCACACAAGCACACACAUGCAUGACCACCAACUCCGAGGCCACCACGCCCACAGCAGAACUCCAUGGUAACACCUUGGUAACCAAAGGACCUGAACCACACACCCAGACGCACACACACAUUGAGGACAACGGCCAGACGACUGAACUCCUAGACCCAGAGCGCGGAUCACGAGAACCCGCACAUCACAAGGUCAACGGGGUCGACGCCAUGGAAACGCCCCCUCCCUCUACCAGCCAUUCAGAAAAGGACGGGAGGAUGGUGGGAGAGAGAGGGGAGAGGGGGGAGAGAGGAGUGCUUGGACCUGGGGGUGCACCCCAUUACCAGCCCAAUGGGUGGGGCACCUACGGACCCCCAAACUAUGGAAACGGACCACCCCAGGGUAACGGGAGGCCACCCCAGGCACCUCCAGAGGGAGGGAUGAGAGAGGGGAGGGAGGUGAGGGAGCAGCCUGAGAACGUGGUGCUGAGACGGGGUUUCGUGCCACGGACAAACCCUGAAAGACAGGCCCAGAGGAAGAGCUCCAUGACUCAGCUACAGCAGUGGGUCAACCAGCGCAGAGUCAUAGCUGUACAGGAGGACUUGAACAGUCCAUCUCAUUAUUACACAGUGAACCGUGGCGUACCAGCUGACUACUACAGCGUCUACAGUAGCGUGGGGGGCGGUCCGGGCUAUGUGGAGGAGUACCCCCUCUACCCUCCAGGCGUACGCCCUGACAGCAUCUGCUCCGUGUCAGCCGUGGGCUACGACCACAUGGGCCCCCCUCGCUGGACCAACGAUGAGAAGAGACGCUCACUGCGGGACGGGCCCCUCUUCAGACCCCCGCCCCUCCGAGACCCAUACGGCCCCCCACCCAGCCCUGCCUAUUACGGCCAGAUGGAUGCAGCCCAGACCGCCAUGAGGCGUCUGUCCAUCCAACCUAGGUCUAGGUCCGUUCCCAGGUCCCCCUCCUCGUCCACGGGUGGUCCCUACUCUCCCAGCCCCCAUAGCUUUGCCUCGCCUAUCUGCUCACCCUCGGCCCGGUUUGAUAGAGGACCAGGCAGGCUACGGGAGGAUGUGAUCUACGCUGACCCCUCUGUGUAUGGACUGAGGAGAUCACUGAGCUCUCCCAAGUAUGAUUACCCUGGAGACAGGAGGUCGCUAAGCCAAGGAAUGUACCACUACAACUACCCUGCCUCCCCCUCUCUCCACAGCAAAAUGGAGGACAUGUUAGACCUGCAGCUCCAGAGAAACCUGGAGUACCUCGAUCAACAGGUGCCUCCGUUCCAUGACCCAUACAGGGAGCUUCACCCCACACUGAAACUCAAUGAGAUUGAGACCAGCAAACUCUUGGGUCGUCUGUGUGAGCAAAACAGGUUUCUAAAGGACCAGGAGGCAGUUGUUCACAGGCUGAGAAUGGACAAGGACAGCCUAGAGGGAGCACUGGUGGCCACACAUCAGGAGAUGGAGCUGUACCGGGGUCAGCCGCUGGUUGCAGACAAACUACAGCUGAAGAAGGAGACACUGCAGAACCAGCUCAUCAACAUCAGAGGAGAACUCUCCCAGGCAUCCAGCGCUCUGACCACCACACGGAUGGAGUUUGAAGCUCUGGAGGACGAGGUCAACGCUAUCCAUGGGGACCUGUGGGAGCAGCUCAACGCAGGCGGGCAGAGUGAGAUGGUCCAUAGACACAUUCAGAAGGAGUUCUGGAGAGUUCAGGAAGUGUGGGAGGGGCUCCACAAGAGCAACCUUUCCAGAGGCACAGACACAGCAAAACACAGGGUGGCCAGUGGGGCAUCAGGUUCCUUUAGCACCAAUAGUCCUGCCAGUCCCCUGAGUUCAGUAAGCCUCACCAGUCCACUCAGCCCCUUCUCCCCAGUGCCCGGCUCCCAGGCUUCCCCCACCAAACAGCUGGGUCCGGAGGACAUUGGCCCGCCACGGCCACCACUUCCCAAAUCCUACUGCCCCCUGGAAUCGCCCCCCUCCAUCCCCCCUCUGCCGUUCGACAGCUCUGCCUGGCCACGCAGCCUGGGUCUGGAGGACGGUUACAUUGACGAUGAAGAGUCCCACAGCAGAAAGCAAAAGUAUGGUUACCGACAGGAUGUGUCACCGGGAGAACGGACCAAUAGCAACGAAGCUCAGGAGAUGGAUCAGGAUCGACAGGCCAACAUGAAUAAAGUGGGGAUUGUUCCUCCCAGAACGAAGUCUCCCAUGGAGGACCAGGGCCACUCCUACGACCAUGGAAUCACCCGACGCAACGGCAAAGUGCCCAAUGGAAUCUCCAGGGAGCGCCCGAAGAGUGCAGUGUUCCCUGCUGAGGUGAAGUCCAAGAUGAGCAUUGAGGAGCAGAACGAGCGUAUCCGUAGGAACCAGAGCAGCUCUGUCAGGGACAAGAGACGCAGUCUGAACCUGGGUAGCCAGGCAGGCACAAACUACAGAGUGGUGAAGCGGAGGCUAACAGCCCAUGAGGUGGACAUCAAGGACCUGGAGGCUGCAGUACGGGGCGAGGGGGUGCUGGAAUCACCAAGGGAGGAGAUUGCUCGCCUCAGACGGUUACAGAUGGAACCUGACCACUACGACCUGGACAUCGGCAAAGAGCUUUGUGCUCCAGACAAGGUUCUGAUCCCGGAGCGCUACCUGGAUGUGGAGCCCAACACUCCUCUCAGCCCAGAGGAGCAGAAGGAGAAACAGAAGAAAGUAGAGAGGAUCAAGACUCUCAUUGCCAAAUCAAAUCUCCAGAAUGUGGUUCCCCUAUUGGACGGUCCUACUGAGGGGGGCGGUCCUCAUCACCAGGGCAACCCAGAGCAGAAGAUCCAGGAGCAGGAGAAGAGGAUCGAGAUCUCCUGUGCUCUGGCCGCCGAGGCCUCGCGACGCUCCCGCCUGCUCUCCGCCCAGUGCGCCCCCAGUCUCCCCGCCUCCCCGACCAACCUGGCCCCUCCCCCGUCCUCCACCGACUUCUCCGACUCCGUUCACAUCAUGAAGGUGUGAGUCUGUGAAGCUCAAGCUCUGGCUGCCGUCAAGUUUGACGGAGCGUCCUUCUGAGGAUCCACUGGAAUAUAAAAAAAAAUGCCCAAAGAAACUGGUUAAUCUCCCAGACCACCUGCCCGCCGGUGUAUAAACCCAAUGACCUCCACAACAACACCACCGGAAACAUGAAGCGGUCACAGGAAGUUUGGGAAGUUGACCACCUGAGGACUUUUUCAAGGCAAACAGACUAUGAUGGAGGCCCACACCUCCCACCACAAGGGGGUCUAUAAUGGCACCCUCCACUCUCUCUCUAUCCUUCACCACACUUACACAAUUCUUCUUAGUCUAGGCCAGGUAGAAAAUAGCUUCUCUAUAAGGGCAGGUAACGCAAACUAAACAAAUGCAAAUAAAACACAAUGCUGUCAUGUUUCACUAUUUUGGGGAUGAUGCAUUUGACACAGCAUUUGAUACUACUAAGCUAGCCAGAAACCAGGGGGUGUAUACAGCACUCAAACAUGCUCUCCUCCAUGCUACACUGACAGUGAGACUGUUUCAACAGUUUUUCUCCGUUACUCAGCUCAGGAAAGGUGUAUGCUAUAUAGAGAGAUUAGAAGGUCCACAGAGACUAGAAGCCCAGGACAGUAGAGUUCUGUGACUGAACGGUUCAGGAGGGGACUUAACGUACGUGAUGCACGGAUCUCUGUUAAGAUGAAGAGGGAUUAGGACUGCCGGAGCUGGACUUCAGGAAGAGGGACUGGGGAGUGAGAGCUUCUUAUUGGUGCAGAGAGCAGUAGAACCAAUCAGAGGCUGAUGUUACAGUGUAACAGGAAAUGGUCACAGAAGAGGAGGCGGACAGAUGGUAGUUCAAGAUCCAUAAAGAGAGAUAGGAGUGGGAACAGUAACAUAACAUAGGGUCUCCCAAACUCGAUCCUGGGGCCCCCCUGGGUGGACAUUUUGUUUUUUGCCCUAGCACUAAACAGCUGAUUCAGGAUCGAGUUUGGGGAAACGCUGACACAACAGGAAAUGGCCUCUUCAGAGCAAUGUUGUUUUGUCUCUGAUUGGCUCCCAGGUAAUUGUUUCAAACUCAGUUAAACAGCCCUUGCCCUUCGACUUCCUGGCGUCAUCUUCAGAGGCCAUUAUUAGUGGGAGAGCUGUACUGUAUGAAAGUACCCCCCCCCCCUCAAUACAGUGGUCGCAGGACAUUGGUGUACAGCAGUGUUUGCAUGAGUCUCCCUUCGAUUCCUUCCAACACCUCUCAUCCCAGGUGAGGAACACCCAUAUUGAACACCUAACCCACUGUGACGCCUGCCUCCCAACCUUUUCUCCAGGCUAGGCUACACCCCCUCUGUCCCCUUUCCCGUCCUACACCCAGGGCUGGUUGGGACCUAUAUGUGUACGUGUGUGACUGUGUGCAGGAAGACCUAUCCUGCCUCACUCUGAAACCACUGUUAGUUCUCUGGUAACUGUGUGUCUUGAUGUGAGUACAGCCCACACACCAUUGGCAUUAAAGCCAUUGGACUCCUCUUAGUUCUCUCACUGCUAUAAGACCUUACUUCAGUGGUACAGUAUGUCAAUAGAUACAUGUGUAGAUAAAAUCUCUCUAUAUCUACAUUUAUAUAUAUAUAUAUAUACAGUACAGUAUAUAGUAUGUGGAAAGAAGUCAGUAAAAAAAAGAAAAGAAGUGACCUUAGAAUAAGUCUGCUAGUUGAAACACUUGUUUGUGUUAAGAUGGGCCAGCAACCUGCAUCACAGCCAACUUACAGUGUGUACAUAUCAGAAAGCUAAAUGCAUCCUACAUGUAUCAUAUCCCUAAUAUUAUACAGUGCUAUGUUGAUGACUGAACCUUUUUUAGCAUAUAGAGAUCGUUUAUUCUGAUCAAUACGUUUUUACCUCUCAAAAUACAUCUAAUUAUUUUUCUAUGAACCAUCACUUCUAACGUGAUCAACCACUUUGGGUGAGAGAUAGAUAAGACACAGAAAUACAUAGACAUAUUGCUGUCCUGGUACAGGGUUGGAGGAACUCAUAUAUUAUACGCGUAUAUGACAAGUCACUCCACAUUCUAAGUGGAGGAUGUAUCAUGGUGCCGGUAUGUGCAACAUCCUCGUCGUCCUCCUGUCCUCUAAUAUAAGUUGCCGACCCAUCCUUUGCAUUUUGGCUGUCUCUUAAUAAGGAACAUUUUGUUUGUCAGUCGAUCACUGUUAGCGUCUCCAGAUUUAACCCGUGGCCCUCUGAAAGCGCAGCCCUUUCUAUUUCUGUCUUACAUUCCUCCCUCGCAAUCCACCCAUCUCUCCUUCUCUGUCUUUUUUCCUUCAUCCAUUCGUUUCUCCCCCUUUGUCAUAUUGGCUCAGAGGCAAUGCUGUGUCUGUAUAAGAGGAUGUCUUUCUUCAGACUCAAGCCAUCAUGUUUGGAGGCAAGGGAAACCUUUGUGUACACAUAGCAGAUUAUUAUUAAAAAAUGUUUUAAAAAAGUCUGAAGAAAAUAGUUAUAUUUUUUUCUUGUUUGAGAAAGGGACAACUAAGGUCAAAAGAUGCAGUACAUAUUUUUUUAGACUCAUGGGUAUUUGAUGACUAAAAUAAAGUUUCAGCCGACAGGUUACAUUUUUAGCAUGUAAUCAGGAAUGUUUAGCGUUUUUCACAAUAUUGGGGGAAAAUGAUUAUUGCUAAAAUAUUUUUUUAAUUUGCUUUUAAGAUUUGUCUUGAAGGCCCUGGUUUAAAGAUGAUUUUGAAAAUAUUGGUAUUUUUGGAACAAUUGGCCUCAUAAUGUGUUGAGAAACACAAAACAGCCAAAUACGGGGUGUCCAAUAUUUGAUAAAAAAUGUAGCAUUUAUGGCUAAUAAUGAUGUGGAAAGAUUUAGCACAUUGGUCUAUGUACAUAUUUCCCAUUUCAACUACGUAUAUCUUAAUAAUAACAACAUCAACUGUUGCUAUUUUGGCGAAAAUACACAAAAUGCUUGAACUAUGCAAAUAAAAAAGUGAAAAAUCAUAUGCUUGCUUUAGGAAAACCUUCUUGCAAUAAAGUGAAUGUAUACAAAUAUAUACAGUAUGUGUUUCUCUUUAGAUGUUUUAGGAAUAUUCCGCCGUACUUUCUAAGAAAAAUUAUAAUCAUAAUCAUUGAUAUUAUUACCGUUAUUGUUUUGAUCAUGUUAUUGAUGUUGAGUAUCACUGCCAAAAUAAUUAUACUACUGAUCAUCAUACUUUCUGUCUGUUAUAUUAAUAGACCUUUACUGACAAUAUCAUAAGGACUCAUUAUAUAAUAUGGACUCUGAUAUUAUAUCAUAAGGACUCUUAUAUUACUUUGUUAUAUUCUAUUCUAUGUGUAUGUCUGAUAAAUAAAUCUGAUGAUAUCAUGUA
This is a messenger RNA of Oncorhynchus keta (chum salmon), 8149 nucleotides long. Its product is annotated as pleckstrin homology domain-containing family A member 6-like. The transcript is spliced from 21 exons. The record is from RefSeq and is a predicted model, not a curated record. The coding region runs from base 1812 to 4820 and encodes 1002 amino acids. NCBI's taxonomy places the organism in Eukaryota, Metazoa, Chordata, Actinopteri, Salmoniformes, Salmonidae.